GAAAGGAAAGAGUUGCCGAAAAUGUUACUGGUUUUGUUUUGUUUUGUAUUGUUUUAUCAUGGCAGCGAAAAUUUAGAUUGAUGUUGUCUUUGUAUUUGCAGAAAAAUUAGUUCUACCCACAUUUUUGUUUUUAUCAGUCAUAAUGUCCCUUUUUAAAUCAAGAGAAUUGUGGUCAACAUUUUGUGGGAAAGAAGAGCAGUUCGAUAACGGGUGUAUGACAGUAGCAGAUAUACUCGGUCAAGGCUUCGAGUGUAUUGUUGUUGGGAGUCACAGCGGCUUCCUGAGAAUAUUCCAGCCUGAGGCCGACUCGGAGUGUGACGCUGAGGGCUACAGACCGACCGAUCUCCUCAUAGAGACCCAACUGCCGCAACCUGUGAUCCAAGUGGCAAUCGGAAAAUUAGUCUCUGGAUCCCAAAGUACACAAAUCGGGGUUCUUCACCCUCACAGUAUGGCCGUUUACAGUCUAGUAGAAAUCUCAGGCUCAGCACAGCACGGUGAUCAAUAUCAUCUAGUGAUGGCCUAUGAACAUCAACUGUCCAGAUCAUCCUAUUCAUUUUUAGUUGGCCCUUUUGGUGGAGCAAAAGGGCGGGACUUUAUUUGCAUCCAGUCUCUGGACGGAACUCUAUCUUUCUUCGAACAAGAGACAUUUGCUGUCAAUCGGAGCCUGCCUUGUUUUUUGUUGCCCUCACCAUUCGUGUAUGUGCCUUCGUCGGACUCAUUUGUCGUCCUCAAUGCCAACUGGAUACUGGAAUGUUACAGGUAUGAGGUGUUGGCCGAUCUCAACCGGAAGUUGGUGGCCUGGUGGACUCUGAACUUGGGGGAGCCGGUCGUGUCCAUGGAGGUAGUGGCCACACAGGGCUCCAAGUCGGCCAUCUUUGUGUUGGGAGAGCGAAACCUGUAUUGUCUCCGUGAGGGUGGCAGCAUUGAACUGGCCAAACGACUACAGUUCAUCCCCUGUUGUCUUCAUCCUUACGUGACUGAGCCAGAACGCAAGGCGAUGGCACUGGUUGUCGCAGAUACUGCCACACUGCUUGUGUACGACAUGGCAACACUGUGUUGGUCCUCCCAACUCCCUUUCAUCCCUGUCGUCAUUUCCAGAGUUAAUUUCAAGGGCCUGCAGGGGUUGGUAGCACUGUUGUCAGAAGAGGGGCAAGUUGUGUGUUGUUACCUGGGCACAGAGCCUGCUGUAUUCGUGCCACCGCCCGUCUUGAACAAAGCGCACUCUUACAGAGACUUGCAGCAGAGAUUGCUCUCCCUGCAGCAAGAAAUCGAUGCAUCGUCUCAGAUGGCAGCUUUGCAGGCGACAGAGUGUCAUGAACUAAAUGUGACUGUCCGCACACUACCCCUGACUGACCCCAGUGAAUGUCACCUGAUCGUGAGGCUGUCACCCUCUACGGCUCUCAACAACGUGCAAGUUACUAUCACAGCCACCCCACCACUGGCUGCAGUUCCAGCUACUCAUCAUCUCCCCAGUUUGUGUGAGGCUGUGGAAGUGAGCAGCCUGGUGAUGUUCCUGCACACCCACACUGUCCCGGUGCUCUCACUGGACGUCAGUGUGGUGGCGGUGUACGUCAUGAACAACACUGCUCGAGUGGUACAGGCCACAGCUGCGCUGCCGUGCGCGCUGGUGUUACAGCCAGCCGUGCCCAGCAAGCAGGCAGAACACAAGAUUACGCUGGCUGUGGCGCAUUCCAUCGUGCCACUCAACCAGCUCUUCCCAGAACUGACUGGGGAACAGUGGGAAGUGGCUGGGUGCUCGGAGACAGCUGUCGGACUCGCCCACCGCAGCGCACCCACUCUCACUGCCACUGUGAUCGUGGGCAAGGGGGAGCCUCGUUACCGUGUCCAGGGAGACAGCACAGCCGCCAUGUGUCUAGUCGUGUCCCAGCUGGUGGCCAGACUGGAGGCGAGACACAGGGGUGCCACCACAACUGUCACGUACACUGGAACGUCUCUCCCCACAACCUCCCUGCUCGCUGUGGUGGACCGACAUAUUGAACUGCGCAACCAGAUCAACUCACUUCAAGAGAAUCUCGGCCAACAGACAACUCAGUAUCGGGCGAUCCAGCGACGGCUUCUGAGUAAGCUGAGAGAGAAGACAGUGCUGCCUCUGGUGGGACUGGACAGGAUACUGGCCGACACUCAUCGACAGAUCGUGGAGACUUCUCAUGCCAUCGAGGACACUCAACUGGCCCUGGCAGUGUGUGGAUGUGAGCUGAGCUGCGAAGUGCGGCUGGUGCUGACCUUGGUCAGACUCUGCGACUCGACUAAUCCCAAAGACUGGGCUGAUCUGGCCGCUGCCAUGUCUUAUGUCCUUCACUCCUCGGAGACUCAGGGUUGGGAAGAAGUUUGCGAGCCAGGGGUAAACUACCUUUUGUCGACCAGCCUAGCAAAGUCAGUGCGGGAUCAUCAGCGCACUGCAGUGGAGGCUUUGCGUGACCCUACGCGCUUCAAGAAGCACAUCACAGUCGCUCUGGAUCGUGUCAUGGCUGGGACAGCAGUGAAGUCCCGGGAGGAAAUGAGAGGUGUCUCUCCGAUAAUGGAAGGAGAGGAAGAUCGUGCCAGUGCCAAUCAGACUCUCAGGCGAGGACCCAGUGACAAGGAGGUUUAUCUGAAACUGCUACCCACGAGAGAAGCUUUGCAAACAAAUGUUGAACCAAGAAAUUCGGAAGAUGUAAAAGAAGAAGAUGAAGAUGAAACUACUUGGUAAUAUGUAUAUGUACGGUUGUAAAAAUUAAAUAUCAUGAUUGGAAAUAAA
Homalodisca vitripennis (glassy-winged sharpshooter) is the source of this 2758-nucleotide messenger RNA. RefSeq names its product protein PTHB1 (gene BBS9). The transcript has 15 exons. Gene Ontology annotation, biological process: cilium assembly. Gene Ontology annotation, cellular component: BBSome; membrane. Bases 143 to 2710 code for a protein of 855 amino acids. Lineage: Eukaryota; Metazoa; Arthropoda; Insecta; Hemiptera; Cicadellidae. The record is from RefSeq and is a predicted model, not a curated record.